Symbiodinium natans is the source of this 360-nucleotide messenger RNA. Lineage: Eukaryota; Dinophyceae; Suessiales; Symbiodiniaceae. The record is from the annotation of a GenBank genome assembly.
AUGGGGGCAUGCAUGAUCGUUGAGGUCAACACCUGGUUCCUCAUCGCCAGGCGAGCGUUGAACAAGCGUGGAGACCGGAUGUUUGCAGGCGGAGUCUCUCGCUGGAAGUCCAUUCGGACUUUGGCCAUCUCGAGCUGCUUCUAUAUCACUUGGUUUGUGAUUCGUCUCGUGAUCUAUCCCUACUUGCUGGUGGUCAUCCUGCGUGAGUGGAUGAAGGAGUCAGAGCGAGUCGGCACCCCGCUGAACAUCAUCGCAGUGACGCCGCUGAUGCAGUUGGUCUUCAUCUUCAUGAACAUGAAGUGGACGGUGGACCUCAUCCGAUCAAAGCUGAAGGGGCGAGGUACCUCGAAGGGCCUCUAA